AUGAAUACUUCGUUCAAGCCUAAGGAAAAGUUGAGCUUGUUAGAUCGGCUUAAAAAAUGCAGAUGGCUAUCGCUCCAAUGCCGCAGGGCAUUGGCAGUUGAAAAGCCCCCUCUUUGCCGCAAUACAGUUUCUAUAGAAUAUUUAAGCACGCCAGAUGUUCGCAUCCACAUCGUCGAGCUUGCUAGAUCUUCUGUUCCAGCACUUGACAUCAAAGAGAGUGAAGGCAGGCUAGCAAAACUCAAGCGCCGUGCUCACCUUUUGUUCCGGCGGAAAGAUAACAAUGCUCGCGCCGCGGUGGGAGAUGAAAUCAAUGCCUUGGGUGGCCAUGGUGAUUCCCAGACGCCAGCACUUACGGAGAAGUCAAAUCGCAGAGCCCACUUCCCGUUUCUCCGCAAAUUCUUCAGAUCCCAGACAGCAGCCGAGGUCAAGCCGCCAAACACAUCCUCAUCCAUUGACUACGUCCAAAAACCUCUAUUACAUCAAAGUUCACUUUGCUCUUCUAUCGUCCGAAAAUUUUCUCCUUCAGCAGCCUCUACAGCUGAGAUGGAUCUGAGUGACUGGGCCCCCUUGACUACCUUUCCUAAAAGCCGUCCCUCCGGCGCAAAACAAAUGGAGACCUGGCAGAUUUCGCCUGCACCCACCCGUGUCAUAUCCCGGCCCUCUGGCAGUGGGCGCAAUAUUGAACUUGGGCGUGUGCAACUAGCGCCACUGGAGCGGAAAUAUCGCAAAAACCGGCGUACUGAGUGCCCUGUAACGAACUGGCUGGAUGGGUUACCUAACGAACAACCCAGAAUCCGUCGGAUGGCGAGUGUAGAUAAUUUACACGAACUGAUGACAUCCCAUUCGUCGUAG
Histoplasma capsulatum G186AR is the source of this 852-nucleotide messenger RNA. RefSeq lists its product as uncharacterized. The record is from RefSeq and is a predicted model, not a curated record. Lineage: Eukaryota; Fungi; Ascomycota; Eurotiomycetes; Onygenales; Ajellomycetaceae. The transcript has a single exon. Bases 1 to 852 code for a protein of 283 amino acids.